AUGGCCUUCAUCUCCCCUUUGGUCACUUUAUCUCAAAGCUCCUUCACAGCACCCGGAAGACGACUAUCAUCGUGCGCUCGGCGUCCACAAGCGCGUCCGCUCACAUGCCCGACGGUAAUCAUUUGCUCAUCAGAGUCAGGCAACGUGAAAGUUAACGAGAGCAAAUCUUCUGAUUUGUCAGGGGCACGCGAGGCUCGAGUAGCCUUGUGGCGCGAAGUAGAAGCGCUGAAGAAAAGCCUCACUGUCGCCGUCAACGCCGAGCGCUUCGCAGAUGCCGCUCGUCUACGUGACCAAAUCGAGUCGUUGUCCCUCGCAGAUGAUUACGUGCGAACAGAAAAGGAAAUGGAAAAAGCAGUACAGGAAGAGCGCUUCGCAGAAGCCGCGCGAUUGCGAGACGUGCUCAAGGUGCUUGAACCGCCGCCGGGAAUUGCGAUGUUGCGAGGGGAGACAGUGGCUAGUACGGCGUGCGAGGACACAUCCAUGGCUGACUUGAAGCCUGAAGACGUGGAGAGCUGGUCGAAAACAAAGACGGCAGGCAUUGUGGUCCAUGUGGAGAGUUAUUACAUGCCAGAACAAAGCCUUCCGGAGCAAAGCCGCUUUCUGUUUGGAUAUAAGGUGACAAUAACGAAUGAGGGUAAUGAGACUUGCCAGCUUGUGUCGCGACAUUGGACCAUUAAUAGUUCGGGUGGGUCGGAGAGCGAAGUGAAGGGGCCUGGAGUGGUCGGGAGACAACCUGUUUUGGAGCCUGGCGAGAGCUUUGAAUAUAACUCUGCCUGUCCAGUUACCGUAUCAUUGAAGGGUGGGCAGAGUGUUGUAGGAAACAUGAAGGGAAAGUAUCACUUCUGCAAGGGCGAUACUGGUGACGUCAAAUUUUCUGUGGAUAUAGCAACUUUUUAUCUUAAGCUCCCGUUCCGCAACUACCGGAGUUCUUCAGGACCUCCACCACCCGGAAUUACAAAAUGAGAUCUAUUGCCUCUUUGGAAUGUUGUAAGAGAUAAGAGAAUAGGAUACAGAACAGAGUCAUGCAUUAGUGGGCAUAGCAGAAGGAGAGCAACGUGACAAUCUGCUCGAUUGCCCAUGAGAUUCUGUAGUCCUGGGCGAAUGUGAAAGUGUCUAGGGUCCUCGUUAACGGAAAGCGUAAUACUUAUAUUUCAUCUGUCUGCCUGCUACGCUGCAACCCAAAACAUGUCGCGAAUCGAGGGCAUUUGCUCGCGAAAGGUGGACGCCUGAAUUACGUACGCGUGCUACGAUAAACGCAGGGAAGUGUUUCGGAAAUAUGCCCAAUGGUUCUGUCAAGAAAUAAAGAACAGUAAAACUCCUUUGCAUUCCCAA
This is a messenger RNA of Chondrus crispus (carragheen), 1332 nucleotides long. RefSeq lists its product as hypothetical. The transcript has 2 exons. Bases 1 to 963 code for a protein of 320 amino acids. Lineage: Eukaryota; Rhodophyta; Florideophyceae; Gigartinales; Gigartinaceae. Gene Ontology annotation, molecular function: protein binding. The record is from RefSeq and is a predicted model, not a curated record.